AUGGAGAGUUGUAAUCCAAUGAGUACUCCACUGGUUCUAAACCAAAAGAUGAGCAGAGAUGGUGGAGGUUACAAAGUUGAUGAAAGUAGAUACCAAAGCAUGAUCGGGUGUUUACUAUAUCCGACAGCGACCAGACUUGAUCUCAUGUAUGCUGCUAACCUCUUAUCGAGGUUUAUGAAUGAGCCAAGCAAAGUCCACUUGCAAGCAAACAAAAGGGUGAUGCGAUAUGUUAGAGGAAAUGCAGACCUCAAGAUAUGGCAUAGAAGGUCUAAAGACUUCGACUUUGUUGGAUAUACAUAUAGCGAUUGGGCAGGAUCAGUUGAUGACAUGAAGAGCACAUUGGGGUUUGUGUUUUUCUUAAAUUCAAGAGCAAUUAGCUGGUUGUCCAAGAAGCAAGAAACAUUGGCUCAAUCAACUGUAGAAGUAGAAUACAUCGUUGUAGCUGCUGUAGUGAAUCAAACGAUUUGGCUAAGGAAGAUCCUAAGGCAUAUGAAGCUAGAACGACGUGAGCCAACAACAAUCUUUUGUGACAACCAAUCUACCAUUGCUAUGGCCAAGAAUCUUGCGUUUCAUGGCGGAUCAAAGCAUAUAUAG
Pistacia vera is the source of this 594-nucleotide messenger RNA. Its product is annotated as secreted RxLR effector protein 161-like. The record is from RefSeq and is a predicted model, not a curated record. The coding region runs from base 1 to 594 and encodes 197 amino acids. NCBI's taxonomy places the organism in Eukaryota, Viridiplantae, Streptophyta, Magnoliopsida, Sapindales, Anacardiaceae. The transcript has a single exon.